This is a messenger RNA of Biomphalaria glabrata, 4142 nucleotides long. RefSeq lists its product as uncharacterized. The coding region runs from base 24 to 3908 and encodes 1294 amino acids. Gene Ontology annotation, molecular function: protein binding. NCBI's taxonomy places the organism in Eukaryota, Metazoa, Mollusca, Gastropoda, Planorbidae. The transcript has 29 exons. The record is from RefSeq and is a predicted model, not a curated record.
ACAAUUAGAUCUGACAUACAUAAAUGCGUGACUAUUUCAUUUCUCUUAUCAUUUGGGAGAAGCCAGCCAUAAUGAGAGGGGCACUUUUUACGGGGAUAGCAGUUUGUUUGUUGUCGUGUGUGUUCGCAUACAUAGAUGCAGGCGAAGAUGUAAUUUUUGUGAUAGACAGUAGUGACAGGGUUGGCCUUGGUAACUUUGAUUAUAUUAAAACCUUUUUGAAAAAUGUUGUCUCUCAGUGGAAUAUUGGGCGUAACCAGGUUCGAGUUGGCAUCAUCUCUUACGGCGAUGGAGUUCACAUAGAGCGAUUGCUGCAGGACUCCGGAUUCACCUCUGCUGAUGUUAUCUCUGACAUACAAUCUUUGAGAUUCUACAAUGCACCUGCUGAUGCCACAGAUGCUCUGAAGGUGGCUAUAAAUCAGGGAUUUCAAGCAGUCAAUGGAGGCAGACCAGGAGAGAGACAGGUCAUCAUCCACAUUGGUGCUGGUACAGGUGCAGACUCUCGGAACUAUGCAGACAAUGUAAAGAUAGCAUUAGAGAAGGGCAUUAUCGUAUACAAUGUUGCAGUUGGGGAUGGUUGGAUUGUCAACAAACUGUCAGAGUUUGCUGGCCAACCAGAAACACGAUAUAGUUUACCUGUGGCUAAUUUUCCACUCUUGAAUGCCCCAGUCUCAAACACCCUGGCAUAUCGUGUUGAAAAUGAGGUUCCUUACACUGAAGAUGGAUUACCAGUUGCAAGAAGCUGUUUGCCCAGAGCUGACAUUGUCAUUCUGUUGGAUGGGUCUACAAGUGUGACAUCCAACAACUUUUUGACAGCCAAAGAAAAUGUGAAGUACCUAGCCUCACAACUCCAGAUUGGACAGAAUAGAGUUCAUGUUGCUUUGGUUCAAUUUAGUGGGAAAACUUCUUUAGAGUUCCCUUUGACUAAAUAUACUGACAGAUUGUCGGUGCUAAGAGCAAUAGACAGAGCCACAUACAUGCAUGGUAAUACAGAAACUGGGCUGGCUUUAAAAUAUGCCAGGAAUGAAGUCUUUAGCAGUUCAAUGGGAGCCAGACUGGACGUACCACGUAUCAUUAUUCUGUUGACUAAUGGCGCUGCUACAAAUCAUGCACAAGCAGUGACUGAAGCAGGCUUGACUAGAGCAAAUGGCAUUACCAUCUAUGCUGUGGGAAUAGGGAACAAAAUUGAUAGAUUAGAAUUGCAACAGAUUGCAGGAGACUCAAGUCAUGUGUUCACAGCUGUAUCAUAUAAUGAUCUGGAAACAUUAGUUACUCCAAUUUUGAAUGCAGUAUGUCAAGCACGUGUAUCCACACCACCACCAACUACAACACCAGAUCCCAGUAAAGAGACUUGUAAAGAUAACAUCCCCACCUGUGAUUUGUACAUACAACAAAACACAGACAAUGGAGGUUUCUGUGCCCACUAUGUAACUAUGGCCAAAGAAAAUUGUACCAAGUCUUGUGGCUACUGUACAACUGUGAUCCCAACUAUACCUGUUACACCACCUCCCUGUAGAGACACCAUAAGUAACUGUACCAGUUACAGUACUGCUGACUGUGUGGCCUUUGCUUCAUUCUUCAGUGAAAGAUGUGCUCAAAUGUGUGGGCUCUGUGAUAUUAAAGCAGAAACUUCAGGCUUCCAUGGCAUGUGCAUGUACAAGUCCAAGAUCUAUGGUCAAGGAGAGAAAUGGUAUGAUGGCUGUGACUAUGAGUGCACUUGUAUUGACGCUGCUCAUGGCAAGUUUGAGUGUGUCUCCAGAUGUGAUGUUUACCAUGAUCUGCCAUCCUACUGUACACUGGUUCAAAAGGAAGGGGAAUGCUGUCUCCAGCCUGUUUGCCAUUUUCAAUCAACCACAAGCACGUUCUCUGUUACAGCUCAUGGAACAACAACUGACGGUCAUGAUGUGUGUAACUACCUUGGUCGCCAGAUGGCACAGGAUCAGCUGAUUGAAAUUGGAUGCAGCAGUCAGUGUGUGUGUCUCAACGCCACUCUGGGUACUGUCAACUGUACUGCCAAAUGCCCAGUGUAUGACAUGAUGACCUUCCCAUCGUACUGCUACUUAGAGACAGUGCCAGGUACUUGUUGCCAACAGCCGAGAUGUGAACUGCCAACCACCUCUGCAAUCUUUACAGGGUUUGGUACAGUCUCAGAGAAGGCAGGAUAUAAAGAAGUUUAUGAUGAGUCAAAGCAACCUCCAUGCAUAGAUUUGAAACCAGAGUGUCCAUUGUAUGGCAAGGACACUUGCCAAGGAAACUAUAAGCCAUUCAUGACAGAGAACUGCCCUGUCUACUGUGGACUCUGCCAUGAAAAGUAUCCCGGGUUUGUGGCUGGCCCAGAAGAUAAGUGUAUCUACAAUGGUGUGCAGCAUUCUGCUGGAGAGGUCUGGGAGCCUGAUUGCGAACAUCAGUGUACUUGUGAUACUGAAUAUUAUGGUUUCUACAGGUGCUGGAGCAAGUGCCCAACAUACACUCAAGUACCUACAGGCUGUAAGCUAGAGAAGCUAGCCAGUGAUUGCUGCCCACACAUCAGUUGUCCAGUUAGCACUGUCCUCCUGCCCUCCACCAUGAAUGUGAAGGGGCCGCAGGCUGGUUCCAACAUCUACAUUGUGACCAGCACUGGUCAGCAGAAACCUCUUCUGCCCACUCUUAACCCAGAUGGCUCUGUGAACACAGGGACAUCUGCCUACCAGACAACAGCAGUCAAGGGUUGCCUAUUCAAUGGAAGAGUCCUAGUUGAAGGAGAAAUAGCCAAAGAUUACAGCUGUGGCCAAACUUGUCAAUGUGUGAAUGAAAAUACUGGACUUAUGUCUUGUGUAUCCAGGUGCCCAACCUACUCCCCCGCCAAUGCUUUAUGUACAUCAGUCACUGAUCCAUUUGAUGCCUGCUGCACUGUUCCAAGUUGUCCAUUGUCAGUCACUAAUCCACCAAAGCCAAGUUAUCUCCCACCAACGUAUGUUUACAGUGUAGUUAAGAAUCCAGAUCCACAACAAAUACUUGCUGUGACGACGGUCAAGACAGUAAUAUACACAACUGGUGGAACACCAACAGCAGGACUGGCCACCACACCACGUACCACUUACAACCCACUACAUUUCAACAGACCACAGAGUGCCAAUCCUCUUCCCACAAUGCCGCCUGGAGUAGUACCAAACCCUAACGCUCCUGGGCACUGCACUCACAUUGAAACUGGAUUGACCUACAAGGAAGGAGAAAGAUGGACAGUGGACUGCAAGUACAACUGUCUCUGUGUGAAUGCCUCUGCUGGAAGCUACAUCUGUACCAACAUGUGUGUUGAUCUCCAAUGCCCGAUUGGUGCUAACUGCACUCAGUAUCCAGACCCUGAUUUCCCUUGCUGUAACUUACUCCAGAUCAACUUACCUUCAAACAUAGAAAUCCACCCAACCUCUUUAUCAACUGGUCAGACCUGUAUGUAUAAUGGUAAGGAGCACAAUAUUGGCCAGACUUGGCAGGAAGGUUGUGACAGAAACUGCAGCUGCAAUUCCGUUAAUGCCACCAUGGUCUCAAUCCAAUGUAAAGAUUUGUGUCCCAAGUACAUUAGUCUUCCACCUGGAUGUCAAGAAGUCAAAGUUGAAGGAUCUUGUUGCCCAAUACUUGUGGGUAGUACCUGUACAGGUCAAUACUGCUUGGACCUGAAUCAAAAUCCACACCUCCCUGGAGAAUCUUGGAGAGAAGGAUGCCAGUACGAGUGCACAUGCACCCAGAAACCAGAAGGCUUCUACAGAGAGUGUCGAGGAAUUUGUCCUGUUUACAAAGAUUUGGAUAGGUUCACUUGCACCUACCCAACUCCAGCACCUGGCAAAUGUUGUGCUCUCCCAGACUGCUGUGCUGAUGCUGACUGCAAGGACAAAAUCAAAUUUGAAAUAACGGACCAAUUUAGAGAUGAAUUUUAAUUCUUUUAACAGUGUGAAUAUUACAGUGCUCAAUAUUGUUGUACAAGAAUCACAGGUGUUCAAUUCACACAACAUAAAAUUUCAAUUCACACAACAUAAAAAUAACAAUUAGUAAUUUAUGGGUUUAUCUUUUUUUCUAAUUUAUGAAAUCUUCGCUAAUUUUAUAAUGUUCUUUUUAUGUGAAUCACUGUGUUAAAUGCUUUUGAUGACUGUCAAUUAAAAAUAUAUAUUUAA